Molecule: messenger RNA, 5814 nt
Organism: Cheilinus undulatus (humphead wrasse)
Lineage: Eukaryota; Metazoa; Chordata; Actinopteri; Labriformes; Labridae
Product: myosin-6
Exons: 37
Coding region: 1-5814 (1937 amino acids)
Cellular component (GO): myosin complex
Molecular function (GO): ATP binding; cytoskeletal motor activity; actin filament binding
Source: RefSeq, a predicted model, not a curated record
AUGUCUGGGGACGCUAUCAUGGCGGAGUUUGGGGCCGCCGCACCCUUUCUGAGGAAGUCAGAAAAAGAGCGUCUGGAGGCUCAGACUCGACCUUUUGACAUAAAGCGGGAGUGUUUCGUACCCGACCCAGAGGUGGAAUAUGUCAAAGCCAAAGUGACCAGCAGAGAUGGUGGCAAAGCCACUGUGGAGACUGAGUUUGGAAAGACUGUCACUCUAAAGGAGGAGGAUAUCCACCCUCAGAACCCGCCAAAGUUCGAUAAAAUUGAGGACAUGGCGAUGUUCACCUUCCUCCAUGAACCCGCCGUGUUGUUUAACCUCAAAGAGCGUUAUGCCGCAUGGAUGAUCUAUACCUACUCUGGGCUCUUCUGUGUCACUGUCAACCCGUACAAAUGGCUGCCGGUCUACGAUCAAGCCGUGGUCAACGCCUACAGGGGGAAAAAGAGGAGUGAAGCCCCGCCACACAUCUACUCCAUUUCUGACAAUGCAUACCAGUACAUGCUGUCAGACAGAGAAAACCAGUCCAUCCUUAUUACCGGAGAAUCCGGAGCAGGAAAGACUGUGAACACAAAGAGAGUCAUUCAGUACUUUGCCAGCAUCGCAGCAGUUUCUGGAAAGAAGGACGCUGCCCAGGAGAAAAAGGGAACCCUGGAGGACCAAAUCAUCCAAGCUAACCCUGCCCUGGAGGCUUUUGGAAAUGCCAAGACCAUCAGGAAUGACAAUUCCUCCAGAUUUGGGAAAUUCAUUCGAAUCCACUUCGGUGUCAGUGGAAAAUUGGCCUCUGCUGACAUUGAGACAUAUCUGCUGGAGAAAUCUCGGGUCACUUUUCAGCUGAAGGCUGAAAGAGAUUAUCACAUCUUCUAUCAGAUUCUGUCUCAGAGGAAACCAGAGCUGCUGGAAAUGCUGCUCAUCACCAACAACCCCUACGACUACUCUUUCAUCUCCCAAGGAGAGACCACAGUGGCGUCCAUCGAUGAUGCUGAAGAGCUGUGUGCUACUGAUGAAGCAUUUGAUGUCCUGGGCUUCACCCAAGAGGAGAAGAAUGGUAUCUACAAGCUUACUGGAGCCAUCAUGCAUUAUGGGAACAUGAAAUUCAAGCAGAAGCAGCGAGAAGAGCAGGCAGAGCCAGACGGCACAGAGGACGUGGACAAAGCUGCUUAUCUGAUGGGUCUGAACUCUGCCGACCUUAUUAAAGGUCUGUGCCAUCCUAGAGUCAAAGUGGGCAACGAGUGGGUCACCAAAGGCCAAAAUGUGCAGCAGGUGUACUACUCCAUCGGUGCACUGUCCAAGUCUGUAUAUGAGAAAAUGUUCCUGUGGAUGGUCGUAAGAAUCAACCAAUCACUGGACACCAAGCAGCCACGGCAGUACUUUAUCGGGGUGCUGGACAUCGCUGGAUUUGAAAUCUUUGAUUUCAACACCUUUGAGCAACUUUGCAUCAACUUCACCAAUGAGAAGCUUCAGCAGUUCUUCAACCACCACAUGUUUGUGUUGGAACAAGAGGAAUACAAGAAAGAGGGCAUCGUGUGGGAAUUCAUUGACUUUGGCAUGGAUUUGGCAGCUUGCAUUGAGCUCAUUGAGAAGCCCAUGGGCAUCAUGUCCAUCCUUGAAGAGGAAUGCAUGUUCCCCAAAGCUAGCGAUGCCACCUUUAAAGCCAAACUGUACGAUAACCAUCUGGGGAAAAGUCCAAACUUCCAGAAGCCCAGGGUGGUCAAAGGAAAACCAGAGGCUCAUUUCUCCCUGGUUCACUACGCCGGCACCGUCGACUACAACAUCACUAACUGGCUGGUGAAGAACAAGGACCCUCUUAAUGAGACUGUGGUGGGACUGUAUCAGAAGUCCACGCUGAAGUUGCUGGCUGUGCUCUUUGCUGGGUACACUGGUGCAGAUUCAGGAAGUAAGGGAGGAGGAAAGGGAGGAAAGAAGAAAGGUUCUUCCUUCCAGACGGUGUCUGCUCUGCACAGGGAGAACUUGAACAAACUGAUGACCAACCUCAGAUCCACACACCCCCACUUCGUACGCUGCCUCAUCCCCAACGAAACGAAGACUCCAGGGGCCAUGGAGAACCCUUUAGUGAUGCAUCAGCUGCGCUGCAACGGCGUGCUGGAAGGCAUCAGGAUCUGCAGGAAGGGAUUCCCAAACAGGAUCCAGUAUGGAGACUUCAAACAGAGGUAUCGUAUCCUGAACCCCAAUGCCAUCCCUGAGGGACAGUUCAUCGACAACAAAAAGGCAGCAGAGAAACUUCUAGGCUCCCUGGACAUCGACCAUGAGCAGUACAAACUGGGACACACAAAGGUGUUCUUUAAAGCCGGUCUGCUCGGUGUUCUGGAGGAGAUGAGGGAUGAUCGACUCGCUCUUAUCAUCACUGGAAUUCAAGCAAGAUCCAGAGGGCUGCUGGCCAGGGUGGAGUUUCAGAAGAUUGUUGAACGCAGGGAUGCCUUACUAGUCAUCCAGUGGAACGUGCGUGCCUUUAUGGGGGUCAAGAAUUGGCCAUGGAUGAAGAUGUUCUUUAAGAUCAAACCGUUGCUGAAGUCAGCUGAGACUGAGAAAGAGAUGGCGAACAUGAAGGAGGAAUUUACAAAGCUUAAAGAUGCAUUUGCAAAGUCAGAGGCUCGCAAGAAAGAGCUGGAAGAAAAAAUGGUGACUCUUCUCCAAGAGAAGAAUGACCUCCAGCUCCAGGUCCAGUCGGAACAAGAUAACCUAGCAGACGCUGAGGAGCGCUGUGAGGGUCUGAUCAAGAGUAAGAUCCAGCUGGAGGCCAAAGUCAAAGAGCUGACGGAGAGGCUGGAGGACGAGGAGGAGAUGAACGCAGAACUGACGGCCAAGAAGAGGAAGCUGGAGGACGAGUGUUCAGAACUGAAGAAAGACAUUGACGAUCUGGAGCUGACACUGGCCAAAGUGGAGAAAGAGAAGCACGCCACUGAAAACAAGGUUAAAAACCUGACUGAGGAGAUGGCUGCUCUGGAAGAAAUCAUAGCUAAACUGACCAAAGAGAAGAAAGCUCUUCAGGAGGCUCAUCAGCAGACACUGGAUGACCUUCAGAGCGAGGAGGACAAAGUCAAUGCUCUGACCAAGGCCAAGGCCAAACUGGAGCAGCAAGUGGAUGACCUGGAAGGAUCUUUGGAGCAAGAGAAGAAAAUCCGGAUGGACCUGGAAAGAGCCAAAAGGAAACUAGAAGGAGACCUAAAGUUAACCCAAGAGAAUGUGAUGGAUCUGGAGAACGACAAGCAGCAGCUGGAGGAAAAACUCAAGAAGAAAGACUUUGAGAUCAGCCAGCAGCUGAGUAAGAUCGAGGACGAACAGGCAAUGGUGGCACAACUCCAGAAGAAACUGAAGGAGUUACAGGCUCGUAUUGAGGAGCUGGAGGAGGAGCUUGAAGCAGAGCGAGCAGCUCGAGCCAAAGUGGAGAAGCAGCGUGCCGACCUGGCCCGAGAGCUGGAGGAGAUCAGUGAACGCCUGGAGGAGGCUGGAGGAGCCACCGCUGCCCAGAUCGAGAUGAACAAGAAGAGGGAGGCGGAGUUCCAGAAGGUGCGGCGAGACCUCGAAGAGGCCACCCUCCAUCACGAAGCCACGGCAGCCACCCUGAGGAAGAAGAAUGCUGACAGCGUGGCUGACCUGGGUGAACAGAUCGACAACCUGCAGAGAGUCAAACAGAAGUUGGAGAAGGAAAAGAGUGAGCUGAGACUGGAGCUUGACGAUGUGGUCUCCAACAUGGAGCAGAUCGUCAAAGUUAAGGCCAAUCUAGAGAAAAUGUGCCGCACCCUGGAGGAUCAAAUGUCUGAAUUUAAAGCCAAAGCUGAGGAGGGCCAAAGAACCAUCAACGACUUCACCAUGCAGAGAGCCAAGCUCCAGACAGAGAACGGUGAGCUCACUCGGCAGAUGGAGGAGAAGGACUCUCUGGUGUCUCAACUGACCAGAGGGAAGCAGUCGUACACUCAGCAGAUUGAAGAUCUGAAGAGACAACUUGAGGAGGAAGUCAAGGCCAAGAACGCACUCGCCCACGCCGUGCAGUCUGCUCGCCAUGACUGUGAUCUCCUGAGAGAGCAGUUUGAGGAGGAGCAGGAGGCCAAAGGCGAGCUCCAGCGCAGCAUGUCCAAGGCUAACUCUGAGGUGGCUCAGUGGAGAACCAAGUACGAAACUGACGCCAUCCAGAGGACAGAGGAGCUGGAAGAGGCCAAGAAAAAGCUGGCUCAGCGUCUCCAGGAGGCAGAAGAAGCUGUGGAGGCAGCGAAUGCUAAAUGUUCAUCCCUGGAGAAAACCAAACACAGACUUCAGGGAGAGAUCGAAGACUUGAUGGUAGACGUGGAGCGGUCCAACGCUGCUGCUGCUGCCUUGGACAAGAAACAACGGAACUUUGAUAAGGUCUUGGCUGAGUGGAAGCAGAAGUAUGAGGAAUCCCAGACAGAGCUGGAGGGUUCCCAGAAAGAAUCCCGGUCACUGAGCACUGAGCUCUUCAAGCUGAAGAACUCCUACGAAGAAUCUCUGGAUCAUCUGGAGACCAUGAAACGAGAGAACAAGAACCUCCAAGAGGAAAUAUCCGACCUGACGGAGCAGCUUGGUGAGGGUGGGAAAAACAUUCAUGAGCUGGAGAAGAUCAGGAAGCAGCUGGAGCAAGAGAAGGCUGAGAUCCAGUCAGCUCUGGAGGAGGCUGAGGGUUCACUGGAACAUGAGGAGGGGAAGAUCCUGAGAGCUCAGCUGGAGUUCAACCAGGUGAAGGCCGACAUGGAGAGGAAGCUGACCGAGAAGGACGAGGAGAUGGAGCAAGCCAAAAGGAACCAUCAAAGAGUGACGGACACUUUGCAGAGCUCACUGGAGGCGGAGACUCGCAGCAGGAAUGAAGCUCUGCGGCUGAAAAAGAAGAUGGAGGGAGAUCUGAACGAGAUGGAGAUCCAGCUGAGUCAGGCCAACAGAAUGGCGGCCGAGGCUCAGAAACAGCUGAAGGGUCUCCACGGUCACCUGAAGGACUCUCAGCUGCAGCUGGAUGAUGCUCUGAGGGCCAACGAUGACCUGAAGGAGAACAUAGCCAUUGUGGAGCGCCGAAACAACCUGCUGCAGGCUGAACUGGAUGAGCUGCGAUCUCUGGUGGAGCAGACGGAGAGGGGCCGGAAACUGGCCGAGCAAGAGCUGCUGGAUGUCAGCGAAAGAGUCCAGCUGCUGCACUCUCAGAACACCAGCCUGCUGAACCAGAAGAAGAAGCUGGAGGGUGACUUGGCUCAGCUUCAAAAUGAAGUGGAGGAGGCGGUGCAGGAGUGCAGAAACGCAGAGGAGAAGGCCAAAAAGGCGGUGACAGAUGCCGCCAUGAUGGCCGAGGAGCUGAAGAAGGAGCAGGACACCAGCGCUCACCUGGAGAGAAUGAAGAAGAACAUGGAGCAAACCAUUAAAGACCUGCAGCAUCGUCUGGAUGAAGCUGAGCAGAUUGCACUGAAAGGAGGCAAGAAGCAAGUCCAAAAACUAGAAGCCAGGGUGAGAGAGCUGGAGAACGAGGUCGACAUGGAGCAGAGGAGGAGCAGCGAGUCAGUGAAAGGCGUCCGCAAGUACGAGAGACGCAUCAAAGAGCUUACCUAUCAGACCGAGGAGGAUAAGAAGAACCUGAGCCGUCUCCAGAACCUGGUGGACAAACUGCAGCUGAAGGUGAAAUCUUACAAACGAGCUGCAGAGGAAGCUGAGGAACAGUCGAAUGUGAACCUGGGCAAGUUAAGAAAGUUACAGCACGAGCUGGAAGAAGCUGAAGAGCGAGCUGACAUCGCCGAGUCUCAAGUUAACAAGCUGAGAGCCAAGAGCCGUGACUCUGGAGCCAAGAAAGCUCAUGAUGAGGAGUGA